GUGUGCGUUCAUACCGAGCAGUAAAUCCAGCGAGAUUUCCUGAAGCUUCCUAAUAACAGCGCGAGUCUCUAAUGCUGACGCUACGGCUCUCAUAAGACAUCACUCUUCAUAACGCUCACUAUCAUCACACUUAUGACUCUUUAUGAGCUCAGACUAUUAUAACACCGCUAAUGAUGGCUUUUUCGUUACACUGACACACCUCUAUGGGAUACGUCGAGCGAGGGUUUGGAUAUCUCCUGUCCGUCAGGCUUAAGACCAUGAGUGAUCAUCAGGAUCAGGCUGAGGAUGUCGGGCUCCUAACGCCUCACGAUCAGUCAGAGCCCUCAAAGGACGAUGACAUGCACUUCAGGGUGCAUCUAAUCGAUGAUCUGUCAUACGAGGACGUCAAGAAAUGCUACCGUGGAUCUACCGUCAGCAAGUACAAUGCGCAGUACCACAAGCUUUUCCAGAGCGUUGCCAAAGAAGAGCUCCUGAUGAAAGUUUACUCCUGUGCUCUGCUGCGAGACAUCCUGCUACAAGGCCGACUCUACAUCUCUCGAAACUGGCUGUGUUUCUACGCCAACCUCUUUGGUAAAGACAUCAAGGUGGCCAUUCCUGUUGCGUCCGUGCGGUUGGUGAAGAAACAUAAGACAGCAGGUCUGGUUCCUAAUGGCUUGGCCAUCACCACAGACAGCAGUCAGAAGUAUGUAUUUGUGUCUCUGCUGUCCAGAGAUAGCGUCUAUGAUGUGUUGAGACGCAUCUGCACACAUCUACAGGUCAAUGGGAAGAAGAUCUUAAGCCUCAAGCAGUACAUGGAGGAACCCAACUCUUUAUCUCUGGAUGAGUUCCCUGUCCCUGAAGCUUUUCCUGUACCAGAUGAGUUUCCUCCGGUGUUGAAGUGGAGGAGGAAGCCAUCAGUUGUGUCUGUAUCUUCAUCUCUUCCUGACUUACUGGGAAACUCCACCGCCGGCCUGAGUGCUGUAGACGCCCCCUUCCAGACAGACAAGCCUCUGGAGGAUCAAAGUCUGGAAACCAAGAAGAUGCUCCUGACGGAGACGAUACCAGAACUGGGCCAGAUGGAGUACCAGCUUCUGAAAUUCUUCAUCCUGCUCAUUAUCCUGCUCAUCCUGUCGUCGUGUUACCUGGCCUUUCGUGUCUGCAGCCUGGAGCAGCAGCUCUCUUUCCUCAGUAACAACCCUGCACUGACUCUCAGAGAGAGGUAACUACUGACGGUCACCACUGCACUUUACAGAGAAGUCGGUCCAGCGCUGGCGCUCUCUCUCUCUCUCUGUGGCCACCUUGCAACUAUGCAAACAAACUCUCUUAUGUAUUCAUGCAAAGUACAUCUCAGAUUGUGUUAACAAUGAGCCUGACUUAGGAACAGAAGACUGGAAGUGUUCUCAUUCUGUGAAGAAAGGACCCGAUGUCAAUGUGGGCGUCAAGCCCUGUUUAUUACACUGAAGGCUCUGUUUCCAUCAACAAAAACUCUUCUUGUGGUCACUUGUCACCUAAUAAGGGCAAAUGUAUCAGACGCUCUACAUUAAACCAGGGGAAUGACUUUCAGUAGGUUAUAAAUAUCUUGAAUAUUUAUAGCUCAGGAUCUAAUUCAGAACAUUUAGAUAAGAUUGUUUUAUUUAUUUAUAUGCAAGCCACUUGCCAUGUCCUAGCUCUUCCAAUAGGAUUUAGAUGACAGCAUCAUGAACAUAUCUCAGUCUACAUGUGGUGUGAUCAGGUCAUCAUCAGUCUUACUAUGUGUUCACAGCUUAAUCGACUCAAGUCAGUGACCUGGGCAGAAUGUUUAUGUCAAAUUGAAUGUUUGCUCAACAUUAAAUCUCGAAGCUGUAGAAUUCAUGGGCAAUAAAAUAGUGCAUUUUCA
Molecule: messenger RNA, 1855 nt
Organism: Carassius gibelio (silver crucian carp)
Lineage: Eukaryota; Metazoa; Chordata; Actinopteri; Cypriniformes; Cyprinidae
Product: GRAM domain-containing protein 2A-like
Exons: 12
Coding region: 204-1202 (332 amino acids)
Biological process (GO): regulation of store-operated calcium entry
Cellular component (GO): extrinsic component of cytoplasmic side of plasma membrane; endoplasmic reticulum membrane; organelle membrane contact site
Molecular function (GO): phosphatidylinositol-4,5-bisphosphate binding
Source: RefSeq, a predicted model, not a curated record